Molecule: messenger RNA, 2283 nt
Organism: Toxorhynchites rutilus septentrionalis
Lineage: Eukaryota; Metazoa; Arthropoda; Insecta; Diptera; Culicidae
Exons: 6
Coding region: 1-2283 (760 amino acids)
Source: RefSeq, a predicted model, not a curated record
AUGGACAGCACCGGUAUGGACAUUCUGAUUUACCCCGACUAUAACAAACCUUUCAUUCUUACGACGGACGCAUCUGAUUUUGCCAUUGGUGCAGUCCUGUCCCAAGGAGAUGUCGGCAAAGACAAGCCGAUCCAUUUCGCUUCUCGUACAUUAUCAGUAACCGAGGAGAAAUACUCAGUACCAGAGAAAGAGAUGCUAGCCAUCUUCUGGUCAUUGAAUAAAAGCUCAAAUGCAAAACUCAAGAGGUGGAAAGCCUACCUGGAGGAACACGAUUACGAGAUCGUAUAUAAGCCAGAUGAUAGUGACGAUCUUUACAUAAAAUCAACAGAGUCACCACUCAAUGUAUUUCGUCACCAAGUGAUGAUAAAGAAGGGACCGGAUAAAAUAGUAACGGAAAACCCUUUCUCCGGAUACACAAGGAUAAACAUUGAUAUAAAUGAUGAGAAGCACUUCAACUGUUCAAAAAUAAACGGCUUGUUAACAGACGAAAUCACGAUGGGAAAGAUCCAAGAGGUUUACAAGAAAAAUUUCGGACAACAAAAACUGUUAACUAUUCGGUUUACACAGAACAUUCUUGAAGAUGUGAGAGAAGAAGACGAACAGUGGAAUGUCAUCCGCACAGAACACCACAGAGCUCAUAGGGGUGCACAGGAGAACAAACUACAAAUAUUCCGAAAAUACUUUUUUCCAAAAUUAGCUCAGAAAAUAGGAGAUUUUAUCAAAAACUGUCGAAUAUGCCAUGAAUUCUUUCUACUAUUCAUCAUUCAGACUGGGACGAUACAAUCGGAACAUGGCAUGACAAUUAAGUUACAGGACAUAGGACGACAACCAAUCCUGGUAUUUCAUCAGGGUGAAGCACGAAUCAGACUCGACCACAAAUACUACAUACACCACUUCAAUCUUACAACCAUCAAAACGCAAGUCAAAGGCCUUAGAAUUCAAUUUGAAAAUUUUAGUAAGAAUCAGUUCACAGACCUAAUAAUUGGAAAAUUUAAUGAAAUCGAUUUUGCUCUCAGAAGCAUUGAUCCAGUCAGACGACACAAACGUUGGAAUAGUUUAGGUACGGCGUGGAAAUUUCUAGCUGGUAGUCCAGACGCCAAUGAUUUAAAAAUUAUCAAUUCAUCUAUCAAUAACCUUAUCUCUAAUAAUAAUGAGCAGAUAAAAAUUAACCGUGAGAUCAAUCUACAAUUGAAAGAAGCUAUAUUCAAAACAAAGAAAGCAAUUGAGGUAUUUAAUGUAGGAUCUGCUGAAAUGUAUUGUACCAAAAUGUUAUUUCAUUUGAAUUUCCUGUCUGAAAAAAUCGGUCUAAUUAUUGACACUAUUAUGCUAGCAAAAUUAGGUAUAGUUAACGAACAAAUUUUGAGUUCCAAAGAAAUUGAAAUCUUAAUUGCUGAUUUAGCUAGGGAAAACGUAACAGUUCACACUGCUGUGCAGGCGACGAAUUAUGCGACGACAUCAGUAGCAUCAAACAACCUGGAAAUCGCCCUCAUCAUCAAGAUGCCGAAACUAGAUCCAAGGACUUUCAGCAAGGUACGAUUGGUGCCAAUCAUUCACGAAAACAAACGAAUACAUAUACCCGAUCAGCUUUUCUUAUUUCACAACGAGGAAAUAUAUCAGAUAAGCUCAAUAGAACCCACAGUAUUUGAUCUGCAUGAAACACAUUUGGAGAACACAACUUGCAUACCUAAUUUACUAAAAGGUAAACUAGCAAUCUGCAAUUUUACCUCAAACCCAAUUGAAGAAGAAAUAUUCUUCCUCGAUGAGCAGCACAUACUUGUAAACACAAUCAAAAAUUUUACAUUGUCAUUAAACUGUGGAAUAACGGGCCGAAACCUCUCGGGAUCAUACGUCAUAUUCUUUAACAAUUGCCAAAUAUACAUCAAUAACGUUUUAUACUCAAAGAGGGUAAAAUCAUUACCAGGAAACCCAAUUCAACUACCACUAGAUGGAAUCGAAGUAAAAAAGCAUCAAGAGAUUUUAAAUAUCAGCUUAGAACACCUACACAACCUCCACAUGGAAACAAGGAAGGAGUUAGACGUUAUUCGAUUAUCAACCGAUAGUAUUCAGUGGCCAGCAUGGUCUAUUAUUGGCGGAGCUGUUUCGCUCCCUUGUAUGAUAACCGGUAUCGCAAUUCUUUUUAAAUUUCUCUCCCACAGAAGGGCCACAGUUAAUAUACAAACAAUACCUAACACCAUACCAUCUCAUGUACCACCAAUAGAUACUCAGCCCAACAUCAGAAGAUUGACAAUUCAGGAAGUGAUUCGGAUGGAACCUCAUCUCUAA